Molecule: messenger RNA, 1731 nt
Organism: Penicillium roqueforti
Lineage: Eukaryota; Fungi; Ascomycota; Eurotiomycetes; Eurotiales; Aspergillaceae
Product: epsin
Exons: 4
Coding region: 1-1731 (576 amino acids)
Biological process (GO): endocytosis; actin filament organization
Cellular component (GO): plasma membrane; endosome; clathrin vesicle coat
Molecular function (GO): phospholipid binding; clathrin binding
Source: RefSeq, a predicted model, not a curated record
AUGUCUAAAGUCGUACGAAGCGUUAAAAACGUCACAAAAGGAUAUUCCUCAGUGCAGGUCAAGGUCCGAAAUGCCACUAGUAAUGACCCCUGGGGCCCUACGGGUACCGAGAUGUCCGAGAUCGCCGCCAUGACUUUCGGGAGCCCGAACGAGUUCUACGAAAUCAUGGACAUGCUUGACAAGCGACUCAACGAUAAGGGCAAGAACUGGCGCCACGUGCUGAAGUCGCUGAAGGUCUUGGACUAUUGUCUCCACGAAGGCUCGGAGUUGGUAGUAACGUGGGCCCGGAAAAACGUCUAUAUUAUCAAGACUUUGCGCGAGUUCACAUACGUCGACGAGGAAGCAAGGGAUGUUGGCCAAAACGUUCGCGUGGCAGCAAAGGAAUUAACUGCACUGGUACUGGAUGAAGAUCGUUUGCGCAGUGAACGAUCGGAUCGCAAACUCUGGAAGACUCGCGUGAGCGGACUCGACGAAGGAUACGGAAACUCCCCCGUGGAACCGCCGCGCAGAGAGCGACGCCGACGCAACGGGGACGACGACUCCGACAUCGAAUACCACUUAGCUAUUGAAGCCAGCAAGGCCGAAGCUGAGGAUGAGCGCAGGCGACGGGCUAAGGAGACAAUGGCGGGUCAGGACGACGAGGCUCUUGCCAAGGCCAUCAAGCUCAGCAGGGAAGAGGAGGACCUCCGAAAGCGCGAAUUGGAGGAGAGCAACGCGCAAUCUCUCUUCGACGACACCCCAGCCCCAGCUCAAGUCCAGCCAACCGGCUACAACCAGGGCUACCAACAGCAAGGUGCUGUGGACUGGUUCGGCAACCCGAUCAAUGCGCAGCAGCCUCUGUCAACUGGCUACCUGAACAACCAGUAUGCGCAGCCGACAGGAUUCCAGAAUCAGCCCACCGGCAUGAAUAACCCUUACGCCAAUGGCUAUCAGACGCAGCCCUCGGCCUUUGAUCAGAACCCUUACGGCCAGCAACAGAACAAUCUUUUACAACCGCAGGCCACUCUCCAACCUCAGCACACCGCAUUUAACCCGAAUAACCCUUACGGUGCGGAUGUCUUCUCCCAGCAGCAGCAGCAGCAGCAGCAGCAGCAGCAGCAACAACAACAACAGCCCCAGGAGAACUAUCAGACGGCAGGGAGCAAUAACCCAUGGGCCGGCAGCCACUCUCAGCAACUGCAGCCCGCUGAUGCCCUCAAGCCCAUGCCGACAGGAUCAAACAACCCAUUCGCUCAGCGCACUCAAACACAAUUCAACAACCAUGCAAAAACAGGCCCGCCAACACUCAAUUCCUUGUCGGAGGACCGUGCAACCAAUCAGUUUGCGCAGAACAACUCGCAGUAUGGUCAAAGUUCGCUGUUCGCCCAACCCUCUCAGCCCAACCCGAUCGCCGGCUUCCAAGCCCCACAGCCACCAAAGAGUACGUCGCCACUCAACCCUCACCACGCUCGUCUCAACGCCCUUCUUGGGUCAGGCGAAGGCCAGGAUACCUUCGGAAAUGUCGGAGACCUUCGAAUCCCCGCACAGCACACAACACCUGGCACAUUCGUCAAUUCUGCCGGCCUGGGCUUGGACCGCCUACACGCUGCUCCUACGGGAAACCCAUUCUUCGGCCAACAAUUCACAGGCAUGCCGCAGCAGACCGGUUUCCAGCAGCAACCUGCCAAUAACAACCCCUGGGCAGGUCAGCAACAGCAACAGCGCGGUGGCGGCAGCCUGAUUGAUCUGUAG